CGGGCAGCCGAACACUCCAGGUUCUAACAUAUAACGAUGAUAAAAAGAGCUUGAACGCAAUUAAUAUUGAUCGUCAUCUUCCGCUUCUCCAUCUUUCAAAUGUCUCCCAAGUCGUACCGCAUCGUCGUUCUGCCAGGGGAUGGCAUUGGGCCAGAUGUUAUUGCACAAGCAACGCGAGUGCUAGAGCUCGUCAGCGAGACAUCUACAUCGGUCAAGCUCAUCCUCGAGCCUCAUGACUUUGGUGGAUGUGCCAUUGACAAAUAUGGCGAACCCCUGCCCGCAUCCACCCUAACAGCAUGCCAGCAGGCGGAUGCCAUUCUUAUGGGCUCUGUGGGUGGCCCCAAGUGGGGUCCCGAAGCAAAAGUCCGCCCUGAGCAAGGUCUUCUGGGCAUCCGCAAAGCUCUGGGUUUAUACGCAAACGUUCGCCCAGCGAACUUUGCGUCCGACUCCUUACUUUCAUACACCCCUCUGAGACCUGAGAUCGCUAGGGGUGUCGACAUGAUCGUCAUCCGUGAGCUGAUCGGCGGUCUAUACUUUGGUCCUCGUCAGGAACAAGGCGAUGGGGACACCGCAUAUGAUACCAUGGUUUACAGCGUUGCCGAGGUUGAAAGAAUUACUAGGGUUGCAGCACAGAUUGCUCUCGCUGCCAACCCACCCCUCGCCAUCCACUCUAUCGACAAGGCAAACGUGCUUGCAAGUUCGAGGUUGUGGAGAAGGGUUGUCACUGAGACGCUGGCAAAGGAAUACCCUCAGUUGACCGUUGACCACUAUCUCGUUGACUCCGCUGCGAUGAUCAUCGUGGCUAACCCCAAAAAGUUGAACGGCGUAGUCUUGACCGAGAACCUGUUCGGCGACAUCUUGUCAGAUGAGACGAGUGUUAUCCCUGGUUCUCUGGGAUUGCUGCCAUCGGCAUCCCUUGCUGGUGCACCUGCAAUGGUUUCAGACCCCUCCUUUAAGCCUACUUCAGGCAUAUACGAGCCUAUUCACGGCUCUGCCCCCGACAUCGCUGGCAAGGGCAUUGCCAACCCAAUCGGCACCAUUCUCAGCGCAGCCAUGCUCCUGCGGUACUCCCUCGGUCUCGAGAAGGAGGCCCAGGCCGUUGAGGCUGCUGUUCGCAAGGUGUUGGAUGAGCCGAGUGUUGGUGGAUAUGGCAUCAGAACAGCUGAUUUGCAAGGGAAAGCAACGACUGUCGAGGUCGGCGACAAGGUCGUUGAGGUGCUCAAGUCCCUGCUGUAGAUGGAUGUGAUGACCGACGGAAAUAUACGACUAUGGCAGAAUCGAUGAAAGUGUACAUGUAUUCCACUACUGAAAUUUAAAAAUUGAUGCGGUCGAGUAUC
Molecule: messenger RNA, 1337 nt
Organism: Suillus subalutaceus
Lineage: Eukaryota; Fungi; Basidiomycota; Agaricomycetes; Boletales; Suillaceae
Product: 3-isopropylmalate dehydrogenase
Exons: 5
Coding region: 100-1236 (378 amino acids)
Biological process (GO): L-leucine biosynthetic process
Cellular component (GO): cytosol
Molecular function (GO): 3-isopropylmalate dehydrogenase activity; magnesium ion binding; NAD binding
Source: RefSeq, a predicted model, not a curated record